Messenger RNA from Salvelinus namaycush (lake trout), 900 nucleotides. RefSeq names its product atonal bHLH transcription factor 1a (gene atoh1a). The transcript has a single exon. Gene Ontology annotation, molecular function: protein dimerization activity. NCBI's taxonomy places the organism in Eukaryota, Metazoa, Chordata, Actinopteri, Salmoniformes, Salmonidae. The record is from RefSeq and is a predicted model, not a curated record. Bases 1 to 900 code for a protein of 299 amino acids.
AUGGAUGUUAUCAGUGUUGAGGAAUGGAGCAAAGGCGCAAAGGAGAUGUGCGAGGUGCAGCACUCGAAAAUGGAGAGGGGGGAGCAGAGCGAGUACCCAUCAAGUCUGGCACUCAUGGACAGCAGUGACCCACGCGCCUGGCUGGCUCCCAUGCAGUCUGGCACCUGCGCGGCACACGCCGACUACCUGCUGCACUCGCCCAGCUCCAGCUUGGAAGGCGGGUUCCCCACAUCCGGCCACAGCCCAAACUUUAGAAAGAGUUCCAAUAGUCCGCUCAAAGUGCGGGACUUGUGUCGGCUAAAGGGAUCGGUGAGCGCCGAAGAGGGCAGACAGAGAGCUCCAUCCAAUCCCGGUAACGUUGUGCAGAAGGUGAGGCGCCAGGCAGCCAAUGCGCGGGAGAGGAGACGGAUGCAUGGCUUGAACCAUGCCUUUGACGAGCUGCGCAGUGUCAUCCCUGCUUUCGACAAUGACAAAAAGCUUUCCAAAUACGAUACCCUGCAGAUGGCCCAGAUCUACAUCAACGCGCUGGCGGACCUGCUACAGGGUCCCGGUGUGGACUCGCCAAAGUGUGACCUGUUGUCCGCCACGGAGAGUCCCCGGGGAUCCUCAGCCUCCACCUGCCAAAGGGGCGCAGGCACUGGGCUACCGGUCCAGGUUAACGGGAUCCCAUUCCCCGUCGAAGACGGCUCGUUCUCUACUUUGAUGGAGCAAGAAAUGCGGUCUUCCUCGGGGACACCCAGUUCCAGCUCCGAGAGCAGAAAGGACUCCCCCCAGUCGAACCGCAGUGACGGAGAGUUCUCCCCGCAUUCCCAUUUCAGUGACUCGGAUGAGAUGCAGAUGGAGCUCCUGAGUGAAGAUGAGCUCUCUGAACUCAAGCUUUCCAGCCUUCACAAAUUUUGA